Anneissia japonica is the source of this 1738-nucleotide messenger RNA. RefSeq lists its product as uncharacterized. The record is from RefSeq and is a predicted model, not a curated record. The coding region runs from base 1 to 561 and encodes 186 amino acids. The transcript has 6 exons. Lineage: Eukaryota; Metazoa; Echinodermata; Crinoidea; Comatulida; Comatulidae.
AUGUCAAGUCCAUGUCGGCUGCGGCCGAAGGGUAAGGAUGUUGAAAAACUGGAGAUCGAUGCUUGGAAGUACGAGAUGACCAAACUAUACAGUAAAGUGACGCCGUGUGAAGACAUCGAUCCAGAUUGUCCGCAUUACGUAGACAUGUGCGACGUGUCUUACGUUGCAUCAUUCGUAAAUGAAAAAUGCCAAAGAACAUGUGGAUUCUGUGAAAGAUGUCACACGGUAGCUGUUCCCUCCGAAGGUCCCUCUGAAGAUCCAUCCGAAGGUCCUUCCGAAGGUAAAGUGACGCCGUGUGAAGACAUCGAUCCAGAUUGUCCGCAUUACGUAGACAUGUGCGACGUGUCUUACGUUGCAUCAUUCGUAAAUGAAAAAUGCCAAAGAACAUGUGGAUUCUGUGAACCAACAGGAGUUCAAGAUUCCUGUUUUGACAUAGAUUCGGAGUGCCCAAGCAAACGCUACAUCUGCAAAAUUAAGUCCCAUCGUUUAUAUGCCGAGAAAUGGUGCAGCAAAACCUGUGGAUAUUGUUUUUCGGAGCUUGAGAAUAAUGAUUUGCUCUAGGACACAUGGUGGGAACCUUAGGCCUACAUUUACUAAUUUAAUAAUAAUAAUGAUUGGUCUUGUAGCGCAUCAUACAAGAAACAUGAAGAAUAACAGAAUAUACAGUUAUAUUGGUGAUCUGGUUCUAAAUUAUUACAUUUCAUACAUGAAUCAAAUUAUAUCUUCUAUUUAAAGUCAUUGUAAUUUAUAAAUUAAAAAAUGCCAUUACAAAUAAGUAGGCCUAACAAUUGCCUGUAGAUACUUUUUAAUCGAUUACAAAUAGGCCUAUUUCUUAAAAUACAAAUGUCAAAAGGUACUAAAAUGUAGACGAAUUUAUGUUUUUAAAAUAAUUUUUCAGUUGGUAUUGUUUUCAUAAAUAAGUGGAUCUGUGGAAGCAUAAACUAAUGAUGCUUGGUAUUAUUGAUUGAUAAAAACACACCAUUUAUUAAUUAUAUUAUUAUUAUCACUACUAUAAUCAAUAACAUUUAUUAGUGUUACAUAUUAUUAAUUAUUAUUUCAAUCUUUGCCUUUUAGUUAUAAAUAUUUAAUAAUGGACCUUUCCGGAGUGCCAAUCAAACUUAUCAACUGACCAAUCAGAACAGGGCCAAGGAUACGCACUGUCUCACAAACACGCAUGUCCCAAAAACGCACGUGUUUGCGUAUAUUUUCACACUGUUGUCUUUUGGGAUCCUAGCAACAAUAUCCAAGGGCGGGGCUUACUAGAAAGGUCCAUGGACUGAUAAAUGUGUUGAUUGUCAUACUGGUAUAAUAUUGAAUUGUAGAUUAAUCAAUACAAUUUACAUCAGUACAAAGAUAAUGUACUAAUUUACGUAUUCGACAUAUUUUUAUUUACAAUGAAAAAAAACAAAAACAGCAUAACAUAUGCGUGUUAACGUUUCAUGUUGACGCCGAAAGUGUCUCAUUCUCAUCACUUCGUCGUCUGCUAAACAUGAUGACGUGUUAUGUAAUCACACAGUUUCAUAAAGAUUAUCGCUUUCGUGUGUUUUUUGUUGGUUUUUUUUUGUUGUUUUUUUUGUUGUUUGUUUUUUUUUUUGUUCUUGUUUUUUGUAACAAUUCUAAGCAGAUUAGAUGAUUAGGCCUAUUUAGGCAUAUUUAAUCAAUUAUUGGAUUAGUAAUCUAAAGGCUAAAGUUGUGAAUUCUAUAUUUUCUGGAUCUGAAAAUACAUAAAUAUAUAAAA